GGCGGGCAGGCGCGGGGGGCGCGCCGGCCUCGGGACAGUCGCUCACCCCGGGGGUCUCCCCUCGAAGCUGCUCUGGUCUCGGAGGCAGGUGGCGCCCAUGCCAAUAGCAGCGGCAGGGAGAAUAGGCUGAGGAGGACAAACGCGGUGUCCACAUGAAGCAAAAUGAGUAUCCCUGACUACAUGCAAUGCGCAGAGGACCAUCAGACUCUGCUAGUCGUGGUCCAGCCAGUCGGGAUUGUUCCUGAAGAGAGCUUUUUCAAGAUCUACAAGCGGAUUUCAACAGUGAGUCAGAUCAAUGUCCAUGACUCUCAGCGUGUGCUUUAUAUCCGCUACAGGCAUCACUACCCACCAGAAAACAACGAAUGGGGUGAUUUUCAGACACACCGCAAAGUUGUGGGGCUCAUAACCAUCACAGACUGUUCCUCUGGGAAGGACUGGCCUCAGACGUUUGAAAAAUUUCACCUUCAAAAGGAAAUAUAUGGCUCAACUCUUUAUGAUUCCCGUCUGUUUGUCUUCGGACUUCAAGGAGAAAUUGCAGAGCAGCCUCGAACAGAUGUAGCAUUUUAUCCUAAUUAUGAAGAAUGUGAAAAUGUGGAGAAGAGAAUAGAGGACUUUAUUGAAUCUCUUUUUAUUGUAUUGGAAUCCAAACGCCUUGACAGAGCCACAGAUAAAUCAGGAGAUAAGAUCCCUCUUCUCUGUGUUCCUUUCGAAAAGAAGGAUUUUGUAGGCCUGGAUACAGAUAGUAGACAUUAUAGGAAGCGCUGCCAGGGUCGUAUGCGGAAGCAUGUGGGUGACCUGUGUCUACAAGCCGGAAUGUUACAGGAUUCUCUUGUUCACUACCAUAUGGCUGUGGAACUUCUCCGUUCUGUAAAUGACUUUUUGUGGCUUGGAGCUGCUCUUGAAGGAUUAUGUUCAGCCUCUGUUAUCUAUCACUAUCCUGGAGGUACAGGAGGUAAACUUGGUUCUCGCAGAACACCGGGAAGUUCACUCCCUGCGGAAGCAGGCAACAGGCACAGGCCAGGGGCACAAGAAGUUCUUAUUGAUCCAGGGGCCCUCACAUCAAAUGGCAUUAAUGCAGAUACCAGUACUGAAAUAGGACGUGCUAAAAACUGUCUUAGCCCUGAAGACAUUAUAGAAAAGUACAAAGAGGCUAUUUCUUACUAUAGCAAGUACAAGAAUGCUGGUGUGAUUGAAUUGGAAGCUUGUGUGAAAGCAGUGAGAGUGCUGGCAAUACAGAAGAGAAGCAUGGAAGCGUCUGAAUUCCUCCAGAAUGCGGUCUAUAUCAAUCUUCGUCAGCUUUCCGAGGAAGAAAAAAUUCAGCGUUACAGUAUCCUUUCGGAGCUUUAUGAGCGCAUUGGAUUUCAUCGCAAAUCGGCUUUUUUCAAGCGUGUGGCAGCAAUGCAGUGUGUGGCACCCAGCAUAACAGAGCCUGGCUGGAGAGCCUGUUAUAAACUUCUCCUGGAGACCCUUCCUGGUUACAGUCUGUCUUUGGAUCCAAAGGAUUUCAGCAAAGGAACUCAUCGUGGUUGGGCUGCGGUACAGAUGCGCUUGCUUCAUGAAUUAGUGUAUGCCUCUAGAAGAAUGGGAAAUCCAGCACUUUCUGUCCGACACUUAUCUUUUCUGUUACAAACCAUGCUGGACUUUCUGUCUGAUCAAGAAAAGAAAGAUGUAACACAGAGUCUAGAAAACUAUACAUCUAAAUGCCCUGGAACAAUGGAAUUCAUCACACUUCCAGAUGGCUUAAAGCUCCCACCUGUUCCAUUCACAAAGCUGCCCAUUGUAAAAUCUGUUAAGCUCUUAAAUCUCCCUGUUAGUCUUCGGCCGCAAAAAAUGAAAAGCUUGCUGGGCCAGAACAUGUCAACUAAGAGUCCCUUUAUAUAUUCUCCCAUCAUUGCUCACAAUCGAGGAGAGGAACGAAGUAAAAAAAUAGACUUUCAGUGGGUCCAGGGAGAUGUUUGUGAAGUUCAGUUGAUGGUGUACAAUCCAAUGCCAUUUGAACUUCGUGUCGAAAAUAUGGGCCUUUUGACAAGUGGAGUUGAGUUUGAAUCUCUCCCUGCAGCACUCUCUUUACCUGCAGAAUCUGGCCUCUAUCCAGUAACACUGGUUGGUGUUCCUCAGUCUGCCGGCCAGAUUGCUAUCAAUGGUUAUCACACUUCAGUCUUUGGUGUCUUCAGUGACUGCCUUUUGGAGAAGCUGCCAGGAAUAAAGACCAAUGGCUGCACAGUGGAAGUCAUCCCAGCUUUACCUAGACUACAGAUUAGUACUUCAUUACCGAGGUCUGCUCACACACUCCAGCCUACCUCGGGAGAUGAAAUCACCACCAGUGUUUCUGUCCAGCUAUACAAUGGAGAGACCCAGCAACUCAUCAUUAAACUAGAAAAUAUUGGAACUGAGCCUUUGGAGAAACUGGAAGUCACAUCAAAAAUGGUCAACACAAAAGGGAAGCUGUUUGGUGACUUUCUGAGCUGGAAUCUAGAAGACACACUCUCCCAGUUUCCCCUGAAACCGGGAAGUAUUGCUACAUUUACUGUUUACAUUAAAGCAAAGCUUGACUUCUCCUGCCAGGAAAACCUCCUGCAAGACCUUAAUGAUGAUGGAAUUAGUGUGAGUGGUCUUCCACUUUCCAGUCCUUUUCGACAAGUGAUAAAACCACGAGUGGAGAAUAAGCCUGUAAAUCCGCCAGAAACAUCCAAAGUUGGUGACUUCAGUCAUGUAAAGACUCUGGAAGCUAUCUUGAAUUUCAAAUAUUCUGGAGGUCCAGGGCAUGCCGAUGGAUAUUACAGGAACUUGUCGCUGGGGCUUCAUGCAGAGGUUGAACCAUCGGUCUUCUUUACACGUGUCAGUACCCUGCCUGCAACGAGUACCCGCCAGUGCCAUCUACUCCUUGAUGUGUUCAACUCAACAGAACAUGAACUCACAAUCAGUGCAAAGAACAAUGAAGAUCUAAUUCUGCAUGCUGGGGAAUGCCAGCGCAUGGCUAUCCAAGUUGACAAGUUCAGCUUCGAAAGUUACCCAGACUCGCCUGGUGAAAGAGCACAAUUCACAAACCCCAAGCAGCUGGAGGAAGAGAGACAGCAGGCAAAAGGUCUGGAGAUCAACAACAAGUUAGAUAUUUUCUGGAAAAUUCCCUCUUUGAAACGAGAAGGGGAAGCAAGCGUUGAAGGUGUUCUCAAUCAGCUAGUCCUGGAGCACCUACAGCUGGCUCCUCUCCAGUGGGAUGUGUCCGUGGAGGGAAAGCUUUGUGACUGUGAUGUUGUGGCUGACUGCACAGUUGGAGACCCCGUCAAACUGGAAGUGAAGCUGACCAAUCUGAGCAGGCGCAGCAUAGGCCCCUUCUCUCUCACGGUGGUCCCAUACCAAGACUACCAAAAUGGCGUCCACAACUAUGAGCUCCAAGAUGGCAUCACUUUUGUUGGAUCCAACACCUUUUAUAUCGAUACCGUCAAACCAACAGAAUACUCAGUGUGCGUGGGAGCCCUCCUCUUUCUCUACACAGGCGAUUUCUACUUGAACAUCAAAUUCCACGAAGACAGCUCUAGCAAGGAGCUUCCCCUCUCGUGGUUCUGCCUGCCCAGCAUUCACAUCCGUGCUGUGAAGCCAGAGAUCCAGACCAAGCUGUAAAUGCACUGUGUAAUAGUGUACCAGGCUCCCCGCUCAGGGAGGUUCUCCGCUUGACCUCCGCCUGUUGCUUUCCAGUAUGAGAGCUCCAUUUCUGUGAGGGGCAUCCGGAUGUUUUCCACUAUUGACUGGUAGCAACUGGCGAGCUGCUUUGGCUUGUUUAAUAAGAUGUGAGUAUCCUGAGGAACUGGAUCUUCUUCAUUCCGAAAUCGUCUGCCAGGAAACAUUCCUCUUUUUCCCCCAAAGAUACUUUCAUUGAUGCUGAAAUGUAACACUGGGCUUUCAAGAUGUAGGCUUCAAACUGAAGAGUAGCUGGUUUACCAGUGUUUGUCUAGUUGCAGAAUAUUAAUUAAAAAUUUUCAGUGUGGCCUAGUGACCCAGUGUGACCCAUUUUAAAGCAACUGUGUGAUUCUCUCUCGGACCUUUAAGGAUAUCGCAGAUGCUUUCAAAAAUGUAGCAAAUGCAUCCUUAGAAUAUGCUCUUUUCCUCCUUCCUGAAUCUGGUCCUAAAUCUUCCUGAGGAUCACAUUUGUGAUCGAUUUCUGUCUAAGCCUUUUAAAUGAAAUCUCAGCCAGAUAUAAUGUUUAUUUGGCAGAAACAUGAUUUGAUCUAUCCACCAAGGCUCCAGAUUAUUUCUUUGUCACUGAUAUUUUUGAUGGUACAGUGAAUUGGCAUCACACUCACUUUUGAAAAAUCCAGCUGCCACUUUCCUAGGUUUUUUUUUUUAAUAGCCCCAGCUUCUGUUCUGUUGAAUAAGUGGAUGCUCAGGAUUCAUCAGAGAUGUUUUAAGAAUUGUUUCUCCGAUAAAACUGGUAUUCUGUGGCCCUGUUUUCUUUUUGCAUUCUGGAAAGAAAGAAUUUCAGGGCGGGGGAAUCACUCCCUCUUGCACUUUGCCCCUCUGUCUCUUUACUAGACAGGGAUAGUAACUACUGAACUGGACUAUUUGAUUUGAGCACUGGGUCUUGCUCUCCAGGUGUCUCUUAACAGAAACAUGGAGAAUGGUUUGCAAAGCAGGGGAAUUUCAAGUAACCAUAGUGCAACCCAGGUUACUUUAGGCUUAGCUGUAAGCCUGACACUGGUCAGAGCACACACGGUGCCAAUUUAGCAUGGCUGUGCUCUAAAACCCCAUCCCUGGUUAGAAUGCAGUUGCUUAGAAGGCAGCACCUGUCCUUGAUUUUUGUUUUCAGUCUAAGUUAUACAUAGCUUGGCAUAAUAGCCUAAGCAGCUAGCAUUCUUGUCUUUCAACUAGCAGCUUUUAACGAACACUAAAUGUUGACAUCAAAACCACAUUUUUUGAUUUUGCAUUCCUGCUUUUCAUUGUACUUGGGUGCGGGGGGUACGUUUCUUUUAAAAUCUGACAGAAAACUGAAAUCCCAUUUCAGAUGCAGAGUGUGUUAGGUUAAUUUGCACUGGCUUCAUUAAUUCCAAAGAAGAGUAUUACAGAUGUUGAAGACAAGAACAUGUGUAUUUUUGUCGGACGAACGGCUGUUUGCACAACAAACAUCUUUCUCAUGCUCACCUUUAGGUCGGUUCUCUGCACCCAUUUACACAUGAUGUUUCUGAGCCUCGUGAGGCAGAAUCAAAAUGGUGCACCUCCAUUUACACACAGGAAUUUCCAGUUUUCUCUUCCCCUUUCCACUGGCAAGGGAUAGUUCCUCCCGUCACCCUUGUUACUGCAGCUGCGAAGGGAUAUCCUUCUCCUGCCAGGAAAUAAUAGUUUGUGCCACUGUGGAGAAAAAAGAAAUACAGCAAAGGCCCCUGAGCCAUGGAAAACAACACACGUAAAAGCCAAUUCUGGGAAACUUUUUGCUUUGUUUCCUUCAGUUUAUAAAUAGCUACAUUUUUGGACUUUUCUUAGAUUUAAAAAAAAAAUUGCAGUUGCUCUUGACUGUAGUAGGUAGGUUGCCCAACUUCCAAAGGUAGUAUGAAAUUUAAGGGCAUAAGUAUUAACUUUUGAAAAUCCCUGCUGUUUCCUCCCGUCGGAUCUUGCAGAAUGUACAUCUACUCUUCCACGGAGCAUUAACCAAAUAGCCAGAGAACACACUUAACAUUUUCUUCAGCUUGUUGGCAGGCAUUUGGUGGCAAGCUUUCUCCUACUCCUUGCUUUUUCUGAGCCGUGAAUAUUAGUAGAAAGUGUUCUACAGUAUCUAUUAAUCCAGGUCACAUGUCUUAACAGCCAAUAGCCUCUCCAAAUGGGCAAGUGUUCUGCAUUACCUUUGCUCUUUUGUUUAUGAACUCUUGCCAUCCUGGCUGAGAAAACAGCCCAUCCAGGCUCUGUGUAGGGUGUGUAAAUUGCCCCACCCUGUAGUUCAUUUCCCUCCCUCCCUCCCCCCCCAAAAAGCAUCUGCUUACUGAUAGAUAUUGUCCCAUGCAAGGUGAGCUUUGAAGUCUGUUCUAUGUAGCAUCUAAGCUUCCCCUUGUUGAGUUGAGUGAUUAUCUGCUUCAGCACUCUCACAGUUCACUUGUUUGCACGCAAAAUGAGAAAGAGAGAGGAAGCUGGAGGUUCUGGCAGUUCUGGAACCCUGCAGAUUACGGGUUUUCAGCUGGAAGUAAAUAUCCAGUUGUGGUUUCAUUGGCUCUGAGUUGUAUAUUCCAAAGGAAGCUGCUGUAGCCCUUCCUUGACUUAAUGGCUCAUCCAUGUCCUUAACAUAUUAGACUCCCAUCAAAGCCGCUGGCAGGAUGUGCUGUUGCAAGACCUUCUGUCCCAGUUUCCACCCCAGACACCCAUCUUCUUUUCUGGAAAUGCAGGUAAAUUUCCCUGCCCACCCAGCGUGAUGUGUAAUAGGCUAAUUUCCACUUCCAUGUCUCCUGCAAUUCCUCUGGGAAGGGUUCAGCCAUGCUUUAAUAUAUUAUUAAAGUUGGAAGCAGGGUUUGAUCUGUUGCAUGCAUACGCUGGAGAAAUAACAUGUAAGUUGAACUUUGCAAAUAAAUAAUCAGCAUUUGUUAACCCA
Messenger RNA from Varanus komodoensis (Komodo dragon), 6568 nucleotides. RefSeq names its product trafficking protein particle complex subunit 9 (gene TRAPPC9). The transcript is spliced from 23 exons. Gene Ontology annotation, cellular component: trans-Golgi network. The coding region runs from base 163 to 3621 and encodes 1152 amino acids. NCBI's taxonomy places the organism in Eukaryota, Metazoa, Chordata, Lepidosauria, Squamata, Varanidae. The record is from RefSeq and is a predicted model, not a curated record.